Molecule: messenger RNA, 1531 nt
Organism: Tilletiaria anomala UBC 951
Lineage: Eukaryota; Fungi; Basidiomycota; Exobasidiomycetes; Georgefischeriales; Tilletiariaceae
Exons: 2
Coding region: 99-1433 (444 amino acids)
Source: RefSeq, a predicted model, not a curated record
GCCAACCAUACUUUAUCCGGAACUUAGCUAACCAUUGCAAACGCUGUCGGAUAGCCUCGUCUGAGCAUGGGUGACUUGCUCCUGGCUGUAAAAGCCCCAUGUCACCCACUCCCGCAUUGUUCUCUCGGGCCCCUGCGGCAGACUUGAACAAUAGGAGCAAGUCCGCCACCCAAUCUCAAAAUCGUCGGCAGGACGUGCCCGUAUCAAAAGCCAGCACAUUGCCGUACGAAAUCUUCUUUCAGAUCCUCGUGCUCGCAUCGGUCGACCAACAGGUCGGACCCAAGUUGCUGUCCCUCUCAAGAGACAUCUACGAACGCUUGUCACAACAUGUGUACGCAAAAGUGACUCUCUCUUCUGCCCAUGCGAUCGAUGCUUUCGCUUCCCUGCUGCGUAGUCGCCCAGAAUUUGGGCGCAAGGUCAAGUCGCUAUGGAUUGGCCCAACAGAGCUCGAUUCCGAUUUGCUCUCAGCCCUGGCUCCUCCCGAGUCCGUUAUGUGCCGCUCAGUCAACCUCAGAGACAAAGUGUAUACGUACACAAAAUUCAUCUUGCGAUCAUGUCGCAAAGUCGACAAUCUUGCGCUCUCAGGAGGGUUAUGUGUUCCUGACGCAGCCUUUGCUUACGGAACGGCGUGCCAACCAAAGCGCUUGACCUGCGUCAACCCGCAUUCGUUCGUCGGCGCAUUCUCUGCCCCCAUAUUUAACAAGGUCAUCGAGCUGCACCUCAUCGACACGAGUCUUGCGGUGGAAGAUGGAGACGAGAUAUCGAAGAUGCAGAAUCUGCGGCAUUUCAUUUGGAGCAGUCCGAAAGAUACAUCCGAUCCAGCACAGGAGACUGGGCGUAUCCAUCGACUUGUCCUGCAGAGCUUGAAUGGAGAGCUUCCAGCACAUCUGAUGAACAACCCGUUUACGUUCGGGAGCGGCAUGCCGGACAUGCCACUCUCGCCAAACGUCGCGAACAAGCUUUCGACACGAGCCAAAAAUCUGGAGCGCAUCUCGUUGCUCACCUCCCAGGGCCGUUGCGUGGCAUUUGUGCGCAACAUGCAGCCGCUCAGCGAGAUGCGCAUGGACCUCGAAGACGAUGGCGCCAGCACCGACUCGGGCAUAUUUUUGGCCACUGUUCCCGCGAGCAAGAAGGCUCAGGAAAGGAAACACGAUCCUUCGGUGACGUUGGAUUCACGAGCAGCAGCAGCAACAUCGUCCACCAAAGUUAAGUGGAUCCUAGUUCGGACAUGCUCGUUGGAACCAGAGAUGAUCGAGGAGUGGCAGGCCUUGCAGGAGGAAGUGUGCUCCGUCCGCUACCGGUGGGACGAUUACAAGCCGUCGAGGGUGACCCAUGGGCUUUUGGAAGGAUGCAACGAUGGUGGCAAUUCUGCAGCGAAUGGGAGAAAAGCGUUGCGUACGUUUCACACGAGGUGGCUCGCUUUCCUUGCGUGACACCAUAUUUGGGUCGCCAACGAUUGUUGUAAUAGUAUCGAUAAUGUAUUCAAGCAGGUCACACCGCCACAAUUGUGCGGUCGCGCCUUCGUCGCUGG